Molecule: messenger RNA, 1728 nt
Organism: Botrytis byssoidea
Lineage: Eukaryota; Fungi; Ascomycota; Leotiomycetes; Helotiales; Sclerotiniaceae
Exons: 2
Coding region: 328-1497 (389 amino acids)
Biological process (GO): mannitol catabolic process
Cellular component (GO): cytosol
Molecular function (GO): mannitol-1-phosphate 5-dehydrogenase activity
Source: RefSeq, a predicted model, not a curated record
CCCCUGCGCUCAUUUUUGCCAAUAUACACCUGCGUAUUCAAAUAUAUAAACAUCAACUGCUUCCUCGUUUUCUCCUUCCCUUGAUUAUAAUCUUUCAUCCAUUUUAACAACCUUUCCUGUGUUACCACAUUCUAUCUUUACCACCCACACCUCUCGACACAGUCAUCAAUUUGACUCACAAUCCAUCCUACACACCUCAUACCCCGCCAUAUACUACUCAAACCCACGCUUUACCUUUGCAAACAACAUUGCAUUCACAUCACCUAAAUUUCCUAUAAAGUAACAUACUUGGAUAUUUUUAGAGCCCAUCAUUCAUCAUCUAUCAUCAUGGGUUUAAAGGCAGUUCAUUUCGGUGCCGGCAACAUCGGUAGAGGUUUCGUCGCUGAAUUUCUUCACAAAUCCGGCUACGAAGUCGUCUUCUGCGAUGUUAUGGACAGCAUCAUCACAAAAUUACAAACCACCCCUUCAUACAAAGUUAUCCAAGUUGGAGCCGAGGGUACAAGCGAAGAUACCAUCACCAAUUACCGUGCGAUAAAUUCGAAAACACAUGAAGCCGAUGUGAUUGAGGAGAUUCGUACAGCCGAUGUAGUAACAUGCUCCGUUGGCCCAAAUAUUCUCAAGUUCAUUGCACCAGUCAUUGCUAAGGGUAUUGAUGGCCGAGCCAAUGAUGCAACCCCCAUUGCAGUCAUUGCUUGCGAAAAUGCCAUCGGCGCCACUGACACCCUCGCCAACCACAUCAAGGGUGACCACACUCCAGAAGAUCGUCUAGAGGAUCACCACGAGCGCGCACGAUAUGCAAACUCUGCCAUCGAUCGUAUUGUCCCCGCCCAAGACCCAGACGCAGGUCUUGAUGUCAAGCUUGAGAAGUUUUACGAGUGGGUUGUUGAUCGCUCACCUUUCCAUGACCACGAACCUCCGGCGAUCAAGGGAAUCAAAUGGGUGGAUGAUUUAAUACCAUACAUUGAGCGUAAACUCUUCACCGUCAACACUGGACACGCAGCUGCUGCAUACCACGGAUAUUACCACCAGAAGACUACAGUCUACGAUGCUCUACAAGACCCUAAGAUUCUUAAGGAAGUCCACAUGGCAUUGGAGGAGACAAGCAGACUGAUCGUCGGCAAGCAUGGUAUCGAAGUACAAGAACAAAAGGAUUAUGUCGAUAAGAUCAUUACCAGAAUAGGAAACCCACAUCUGGAAGAUGCAGUAGAGCGCGUUGGUCGUGCACCCUUACGAAAACUGAGCAGGAAAGAAAGAUUUAUUGCCCCUGCUGCCGAACUUGCGGAGGAAGGAAAGGAAUUUGGUGCAUUGUUAGACGCUGCUGAGAUGGCUUUCCGUUUCCAGAACGUUGAGGGUGAUGAUGAAUCCAAGGAGUUGGCCAAGAUCAUGUCGGAAAACUCACCAGAACAAGUCGUGGAAAAGGUCUGUGGGUUGCAAUCGGAUCAUCCAUUAUUCCCUCAUGUGGUAGCCGUCGUUAAGAAGGUUCAAGCCGAUGAGUAGAGUGGUGAUCGUAAUAUUUUUUUCUUGUUCUUUUUUUUUUUGGGUUUUUUUGGAGGGAUUUUAGGAUGGCGAAUGGAUAGGCAUGAUAGGGAUGGACUGGAUAGCGAGCGAUACUUCUGGCGUGUUAUGGAUACGCAGUACGCUUUCGAUGACUUGGAGCGAUAUAGUUACCCACGGAUGAUAGCAUGAAUGAAAUAAACGGAAUACUAAGUUCAAAAUAUUUACCACUUG